Messenger RNA from Caretta caretta (loggerhead turtle), 6019 nucleotides. It is a transcript of the gene CD96, whose product is annotated as CD96 molecule. NCBI's taxonomy places the organism in Eukaryota, Metazoa, Chordata, Testudines, Cheloniidae. Gene Ontology annotation, biological process: inflammatory response; cell-matrix adhesion. The record is from RefSeq and is a predicted model, not a curated record.
AUGUUUGCGUAAAGCAGACUGUUUUGGCUUCAUUUACAGCAAUCACUAAGACAACUACGGAAAUGUUAAUGUAACACCAAGCGAUGAAGAUGGAGAAAAGGUGGCCUUCCUGUGCAUUGUAUUUGUUCAUCCUAACACAUCAUGUUGCUGGCGAGCUUGAAGGCACCAUUAUAAAGACAGAAGCAGUCCAUGCUUUCCCUGGCAGUGAUGUGACUCUGGAAUGCAGCAUUCUGAGCGGAGAUGGGAUCCAUGUCUCACAAACACAAUGGUCAAAGAUUGAUGAUACGCCACCCAGUAGAAUAGCUGUAUAUCACCCUAUAUAUGGCAUUAAAUACUUACCUUUUUCUAAGACUGAUUAUAACUAUUCAGUGGCUUUCAGUGAGACUCCCCACCACUGCUGGGUAGAUGUUAGCAAGACUUGGAGUUCCCAUGAUGCCAGAGCAAACCAGGUGGAAUGCCAUCAGUGGAGUCUACACCUGAGUAACGUUAGUCUCUCACUCAGUGGGCAGUAUGAGUGUAGCUUUGCUACCUACCCAUAUGGGACAAAGGCUGCGGAAAUUAAUCUUAGUAUCCAGGCAGAAGAUGAGAAGCACUAUGGGGUGGUGGAAGUGCUAUUAAACGAAACACUGGAAAUUCCAUGCCUUGAGAACAUGACUUCUGUAAAUUUGUCCAAGUAUCCUUUGAAAUGGCUAAUGGGGGAAUAUGGACAUGAAGAAACAAUUCUUAUCAAAGAGUUCUACCACCAGGAUGUGAAUAAGACUUACAGCCUAUUGUAUAAGGAAAGAAUUCAGCUAGGUCCAGACAAUGCACUAAAGAUUUCCCCAAUCAAAAUGGUUGACGAUGGCAAGGUGUUCUCUUGUCGUGUGAUGUACCAUCCUGAAAGAAUCCUGACGAACAUCACCAAAGUGAAAGUCUUUGCCAAACCGGAAAUCUCCAUUGCCCUCCAAAAUAGUUCCAAUGGGAGCAUAGAGGAGGCUAGUCUUACCUGUACUGUAAGGAAGGCAUUUCCCAUGCCGAACCUCACCUGGUAUGCAGAUGGAGAGAUUCUUAAAGACCAAUUUGGAGGAAUAUCUCUUGAAGCUGAAAAUCUAAAAGAUGGUGAAGGUUUCUAUGAAUUGAGAUCAAUACUGAAGAUACAAAGUACAAACCAGUCUGCCAUUAAUCAGACUUUCUGGUGUACGUGUAGUUUUCCCUUCCUGGGGAAUAAAACAUGCAAUAUUUCAUCUGGAGAAAUAGUAAUUUCUUCUGGCCCUGUAUAUAACAAAGUGCCACUUCCAGCUUUUACAACCACAGCUACAACAGAUCCUGGAAUUUCAACACUUCCGUCAACAAUCAUGGCUACCACAGGACUUCAAACUACAUCUUCAACUUGCCUAAACUUCACAAGUCCAGUAACCUCUGAAUCUGUUUCCACUGCACAAAGCCGGUUUGAUUCUACCACAGACGUUCAAGGCUAUACCAACACCACAGCCUCCAGUGAGAGUGAAACAACACAGCGACUGAGUGACCCUACUACUGCAGCCCAACAGAGCAACGUGAAUACAACGCUCUCCAGGGAGAAUGUAACUCUGCCACACCGCAAUCUGUCCUCCAGCACAAUGGUUGAUCCAGCUUUAUUUACGAAACUUGAUGGUUUAUCAACUACAAGGGAAUUGAUUAAUGGUACUGGCAUCGUGGGGAAACCAGAGAAUCCUCGCUUCUCCUGGCCUGCGGUUGUAGCACUCUUGCUUCUGUUUUGUUCUUUUCUAAUCAUUUUAGGAAUCAGAAAGUGGUGUCAGUACCAAAAAGAAAUUAUGAACAGGCCUCCAUCUUUCAAGCCGCCACCACCUCCAAUAAAGUACACAUCCAUGCUAGAAUCUGAUGGAACUACCCCAUCCUGCCAUGAACUGGAAAAUUUGUAAUGUUUCUUGGACUAUCCCUGAGCCAUCUCUGAAGAAUAUUAAAUCUCAUAACUGCGUAAGCCUUUUAAAAUGCAGAUUGCUGGAGUUCAGUCUAAAUGACCCAUAUUUAAAGUCAAACUUCUAAACUGACAAGGUCUGGUAUCUCCCUGGUUUUUCCUUGGAGGUUUUUGACCCAAUCCUAACUAUUCUAAACUGACAAGGUCAGAAGCAAAGCACUCCUGUGUAUGCUUUCUCAUCCAUUUAGAUAUGCAUUCAUCUGACAGACUGAAGUCUAACUGCAGCACAUUGGAGAUUACAGGUGCUCAGCUUGGAUUGGGUGAUCAGAUGGGAAUUUGCUGUCUUAAUAAUGGGAGUAGAUUAAUGCAUGUGUCACUUCAUUAAUCUGCCUAGAAAAAAUGUUGAAGCAUUUUAUUUUAGUAUGCCUAUAAUGAUGAGCACUUUAAGCAUAUGGCAGACAUAAUUACUCCACAGUCUUGGUAAUACUUUGGAAGCUUUCUGACACAUGAGUGAACAGGGUUUUUUUAAAAAAACUAUAAUCUUUCUUACGAUACAAAUACUGAUCUACAGUGAGGUUAGUCAAUGCUAAACCUAAAGAUCAGGAGCAUUUAUAGUAGGGCAAUAGUCCACAUAUAUCAUCACUGACAUCCAACGUGGACUCACUUGGAAAGGCUGAUAUGAAAGGAGGCUGCUGUUUCCUUCUGACAUGAUCUGCUGAGAAGACCUGGCUGCAUAUCUUGAAACUGCCAGAACAAGGAGAGGUCAGGUGAUCUAGUGAGCCGUCUUGAAUGGGAGACCUAAGGACUGAAAUGCAUAACAAUCCAAGGGGAUAAUAAUAGAAACAGUGACUGCUUCCAGGGACAAUAGCUAUUGAAAAUAACAAUUGUUCAAAGAUAAAAAUAUUUUCUGAAGUAUAUUUAUAUAUCAAAUAUAUUGAUCUCAGUAAAGAAAAAAGGAACAAGGUUCUUUAUUUUUCACUCCACAGUUGUAAAUGUGAGCAGGGAGAAUCCUGCUGAGAACUGGUUUAACUUUUUGUAUUUGCUAAAUAUCUUUUAAUAUUGCAAACAAUUUUCAGACAUGUACAAAGUCAGGCUUCAACUGGAAGCAGUACAAUUAAUGUAAGGAAAUGCCAUCAUGAUAAAGUGUGUGUUUCACAAAGAGCUAAAUUCAGACAUGGUAAAGUUGAAAAUAAUGUGCUGGUUUCGUGAUGGGAUAUGCAGCACUUUCUGCAAUAGAAGUGGUAUAUGAGUGUCAUGGAGUUUACAAAUGCUGUUGUAUUCCUCAUAGCUUUAAAUGACUGAGUUAUUUGAUAGGAAAAAGAAAUUAAGAAACUGUUCCCUUUAAAAUCUCAGACGUGAGUAUGCUAUUGUGUUUGUCCAUUUUUAGUUAAAUAUCUGAGGGUUAUAGCAAGCACUUUUCUUUACAAAGAACUUUACAAACUUCACAUGCACAGAAUAGGGAUCAGCUUUUCCACCACUGAAAUGCAUCUGAAAUGUAAAACAUAGCAGAUAACUAACUGCACAGCACCGUUUACAUAAAGUUCACGACAAAAAAUGAAGAAAAAUGUCAUCCACUUACAACUCUAGGGAAAAUAUAGAAAGGCAAAUAACCCACGUUGGAAUGCAGCUGGGACACAGCUGCAAGCUUAGUAAAAAAUUAGCAAAGAACUUUCCGUGGCUGCCAGUGGUCACUACCUUGGUUUUAAUAAAUGAUCCCAAAAGAUGUUGUUAUCUCCAAGGCUUAGAGGGAAGAAUACCAUCUUUGUAACUAACUUCAUUUCUGGUACCUCCCUGGGUUUUCCUUGGAGGUUUUUGACCCAAUCCUAACUAUUACAGGGUUUUCCAUAGCACCCAUCACUGCCAUAUAGAAGAGCUUCCCUGUGACAUAAAUCUGCCUAGCAAUAUCUGUGCUGGUCUUCAUGCAGUCUUCUGCUCUUCUCCCCUCCCCCGUUAAAGGAAGUUCUGCUUGAGGAGUAAUUGUAGUUUUGAUCAUCAUUUUGCCAUUUAUAGUAGAAAAGCUUCCUCAGAGACUUGGGAUCUUGUUGUCUGCCUUGAAGGUGGUCAGACUCUGGUUUAGACAAUCCUUUCAUGUAGCUAUUUCAAUAGCCAAACUUCUUAAACCAAGGAUGCUCUGCCUUCAGCUCCCAGGAACUUUGUCCUGGGCACUGUGAGCUACCUUUUUCCCAAGGAUGCAAGUGCCUGGGCAAGUCAUGGAGGAAGACUUGGAUGCUGCUGUAACUGGGUGAAUUAAAGCACUUCUCUCUGGAGGCAAUGAAUGCAAUUCAGUGUGUCCAAGUCCUGAACUGGUUCAACCUUCCUGGGCUGUUUGAGAUGUUGCCAGGUCACACUCAGAAGAAGAAAAUGGAAUUACUCCAGGUUGACACCCGUGUCAGAACCCAGUCCCAUGAGUUCAUUGUAAUCAUAAGGCUUUCUGAAACUUAAUAUGUAUUUUCCUAUUUUUUCCCCUUUCAUUAUCUAUUUUCUUUUCAAGACUCAUUAUUCAGCCACACAGAGAGAAAAAUGAGUGCCAUCACAAACUGAUAUGUCUAUUUAUAUGCAUAUACCUAUGCCCCUGGUGUCUUUUCCCAUAGAGUUCCUUCCCUCAUAAUAUGAGGUUGGUUUGUGUCACAUCUUGAUUGUUACCCUGUACAGCUUUUUUUUUUUAUUAUUUGACUUGAAGUUGUAAAAGAAAUAUUAUGUGGGUGUAAUGCCCCCUUGCUACCAGAAGGUGGCUCCAUAGCUGUAAAUUUAAUUCUUUGGUUAGUACAGUCAUAACAAUAAAAUGAUGAACAUCCUUACUAAAUUUUUGUUGGCCACAGGUGAAAUAAUUGUUGAAAAGGUAUUGAUGAGUAUGAAAAAUAUUUGAUGCAAAGCUUCCUUCAAAAACAGAUAAAUAAUUGAUGAGUAUGAAACUCAUAAGAUGCAAAUUUGGUCCAAAACCCAGAUAAAGAUACAGUAUAGGUCCUUCAGCUUUAAGAAAGUUGUUUUCUAGAGUCUCCUUCCUUGCACUAUAUAAUGUUUCUCCAAUACAGUCUAGUGAGAGAGAAGGCAAUUACAAAUGUCAGCUAUUCACUUCAUAAAUGAAGACAUGGCUUCCGAAUAAGAUCAGUCAGCUCAUUGUGUAUCACCAUUUUAUUCUAGCACAAAGCUAGAAUAGCUUUGAGAGACUGGAUGGCUCAAGAGGUCAGCUCUGGCAUUUAUAAAUUUCACUUCUAGGUUUCAGUUGUCACUUCAGACUUGGCUGUUAGUGGCCAUAGGAUCACUGUUCAGUAGCGUAUGUGAAGUGUCCUGGGUAGACUCAGUCUACUAGGUGGAAAAGUGUCCACAUCACCAGAACUGACAUGUUUGCAGGCAGAGCUGAGAGAAGUAAGGAGCAAAUGGGCAUUAACACUGAAAUAUCUUCUUGAUGAUCUAGGUGGUCUGUUCCUGCCAUCACAAUGGAAGGACAUGGGCAAGGGAAAGCAUAAUGGAUACAUGCAUGGCCAUUGCCCUUGGUCCACCAGUUAACUCCUCUGGUCUUGAUUUACUUUAACAAAAAACCUCUGUGGCAGAUGUUUUUCCUUUCCUCUUUCUCACCAGCAGCACAACUGAGCAGCAGGGAUAGCAGGAAGGAAGAGCUUGUGGCUUCUCACUCCUUCAAUAGAACACCAAAGGGCACCCUCCGGAGGAGGGGGAUGCUCAUAGUCACCAAUCAUGUUAGGAAUACUUUAUUUGUGGGGGUGGUGGGAGAAGGUUGGGGAGAAGGAGAAAGGAAGUAUCUAAUUACCAGCCCCAGCCACAUCACUUACUCCGGGCAUCACAUGCCACAAUCAGUGGGACGUGUGACCAGUUCCAACUUAUGCAAGUGUGAGUUGGCAUUUCCAGUAUUAAGCCUUGUUUACCUAAUGUUAGUAAACAGCUAUGUGAUUGUCAGAUAGAAGGUGCUUUAUAAGUGCAAAGUAUUUAUAAUACUUACAUUAUAAAAUUACACUCCUUGGCAAAAUCUUGGAACUUGUAGAAUAAAAGCUGAACAAGACUUUAAAAUGAGUUCAUUUUGAAAAAGAAAAAUACAUUAUAAAAUGCAACCUGCACAGCAAAGACAGUGAUAAUUAGACGGUGCAGUUUGCUACUUGUAUUUGUCUA